Molecule: messenger RNA, 4598 nt
Organism: Syngnathoides biaculeatus (alligator pipefish)
Lineage: Eukaryota; Metazoa; Chordata; Actinopteri; Syngnathiformes; Syngnathidae
Gene: il2rb
Product: interleukin 2 receptor, beta
Exons: 10
Coding region: 388-2025 (545 amino acids)
Biological process (GO): cytokine-mediated signaling pathway; immunoglobulin mediated immune response
Cellular component (GO): external side of plasma membrane
Molecular function (GO): protein binding; cytokine receptor activity
Source: RefSeq, a predicted model, not a curated record
AGAUGACGGCGGGGUGGAGAGAGGGAGGUGCGGCAAGUGACAUUUGCACUCACCUUCCCACCUCGUCUCGUCCCGUCACUCUUUCGCUCAGCGUCACGAGGCUUCCUGUUGAGGCCUGGACAGAAGUUGUGGUCUGUGAAAGAAAAUGUCAGCGGCCACCCAGAAAAGAACAAAGGCAAUGAAGGAGGCAAAAGAUUGAGUGACAGAAAGAGAAAGAGAGAGAGAGAGAGAGAGAGAGAGAGGAGAAAAUGAGAGCCCGCAGAAGGGACUGAGGACAGUGAGAGAUAAAGAAAAGGUCAUUUUUUGACUCAAGACGGUAGCAGUCCAGCAAAACGGACGACCAUGUGACUCCUCUUAGGGACAAGAAAAUCAGACUGACCGUACGCGAUGGGAGCGGUGCAGCCGUAUUUUAUCUGGGCGGUUUUGUUUUCUCUUCAUUGUCUCAACUCUGAGACCAACUUGCAAGGGCUCACCUGUGUGAAUGACUUCAUCAACAAUGUCACUUGCACGCUGAACGGUUUUUCAGCGGAUCCCGGCUUGGACUGCGAGAUCUUUGGCUACAAGAAAAUCCGCAUCAGGAAAAACGAGGCGACCCAUGCAAUUCUAAUCAACCAGAGCUGCAAGGUGAGAGGACGCCGUGACUCACCUCCAGGAUGCAGUUUUUUCUUUGAGAAUAGAGAAUUCACCUAUUUCGAGGUCCUGCCCCGCAUCAUCAUGGAAUGCGACGGCGCGCUGGUCGAGAACCUCAAAGACUAUAAACCUAAAAACCACAUCAAAAUGCACCCCCCAGGGCCGCCUAACGUCACCCACACUGAAAAUGGCACCGUGAUAUAUUGGGAUCCGGGGAGCCCGCGAUCCGUGCUUUUCCGAAGGUUUGAAUAUGAAGUUCAGAUCCAAAACCCGCUGACGAAGGAGGUUCGCACGUUUCCCAGCGACAAUCCGCAGUUAAAGAUCGCCGCUGGGCAGCUGAAAGGCAAGCAGCGGGUUCGUGUGAAAGUCAAGCCGGCGCAGAGCGAAGGCAGCCAGUGGAGCGAGUGGAGUCCAUUUGCGUCCUGGGGGGUGCCGGGACCAGCAAAUCGAGGGUGGAGCCUGGAUUGGACCUUUAUAAUUUUGGCAGUUUUGAUCAUCUUGUGUGUCAUGAUCAUCAUGAUGUUGGUGUUUUACAGAUGUAGUAUCAGCAAGAGAUACCUGAAAGUGAAGCCUGUUCCAAAUCCUUCAAAAUACUUCCAAACUCUCAACAGUGGGAAUUUAAAGAAAUGGCUGAAUCCCAAUUGCGCUCCUCCAACAUUGGACAACAAACAGCCUGUGGACCACAUCUCCCCAGUGGAGGUGUGUGAAAGCUGGGCCGCGGGUCCUCCCGCCUUCAACCCCCCCAGCUCCAAUUGUGCCCCGCAACCUCCGAUCAACAUCGAACCGUCAGCUGGCCCUGACGCCAACAGGCUUGUCGACAAUUUGUCCCAGUCUUCGUCGUGUUUCUCUAACUUGGGCUACUUUGUAUCCACCUCCUCCGGCAGCUCCGUUCAAACCCAGCCCAACUCUGUCAAUUUUGCGGAAAAAUGUGAUUUUCAUAUUCUGCAAAAGACACAUAAUACUAACCUUCCCCUCUCGCUCCGCCUUGCCCCUGCUUUGGCCAAGUCUCCGAGCUGUGAGAGUUUGAAGGGAGGGCCGCAGAGUCCUGACUCGGGCUUUUGUUUCGGAACGGAAGAUGUGGAAGUCGAGGAGGGUAAACAAGAUUCUAAUUUGGUUGAAGAUCAGAUUUCCGGUCCUUGUAGCUCCUCACACCCGAGCCUCCCUCUCCGUCUUCUGGUGCAGACAGGUAACCCCUCGACCCCUUCUGGUCUGUCUCAGUUAUCUUCAGAUAGAUCCCAAAUGCAUGCACCUAUGCUAGCAGCUAACAUAAGCGCCACAGGCUGGCCUGUUGCUUGUACAACGUACAGGCCUUCCUCUAUGCCAGUAGAGUCGUCCAAAUCAGGUUAUUUCAUCCUGCAAGAGAUCCAAACAACUUCUAGCAACGCGUCUAUCUGAGCUCACCCUGAGAUGGAGCCCCGCCGUGCAAAGACACAUUUUUCUGCUGCUGCUAAAAACGAGGAUUCUUGUGACGAUUGCUUGAGUGCAUGCAAUGAUACUCAGACGCUGAGCCGAUAAACGGUGUACAGUGAACAUGAAUUUGGCGAGUAAAUUUCACACACGUGUGUGUUUUUUCCAUCCAUGCCGGAUUUGAAUGAUUUCAAAAAAAAAGAAAAUGUCCGCCUUACUCCAAACAAUAGGCAUGUGCGCCAAAUGCUACCACGCCGCACUGAAAUAUACAUGCUACUUCAUCCAGCAAUUUUUUUUAUUUCUUUACAUGUUUGAGAUGGCCAAAAUAUUUGGUAAAAAGCCUCCACGGCGACAAUAUAACAGGUCAUGGCAGUGAGCGAAAUCAUUUCAGCGGAGUUUCACCCAAGUCGAAUCAGCAAAGGAAAUACCUCUGAGCAGACACCUUUCAAAUGUUUCUUUUUACUAUUAGCUGCUAAAUGAAUUAUUUUUAAAAUGUAUAUCUGUUAUGUUGUACUGAAUGAUAAAUGAAUGCAUAAUAGUAACGAAACAGUCUAAUACACAGGUGUCAAACUCAAGGUCCAGGGGCCAGAUUUGGCCCACCACCUGAUUUUAUGUGACUCGCGAAGGCAAAUCAUGUGUGUUAACUUCCUAUAGAGUAAGUUUCUUUCGGCUUGUCCCUUUCGGGGUCGCCACAGCGUGUCAUCUCAGAUGAACGCACAUAUGUUUGGCACAAUUUUUACGCCGGAUGCCCUUCCUGACGCAACCCUUCUCAGGGAGUGGAGGCCCCAGUGGGAUACGAACCCACAACCCCUGGUUUAUCAAACCAGUGCUCUAACCACUGAGCUACAGGGCCUGUUAACGUGUUAACUUCCAUUAUUCUUGUGAAAAUCUGUACCAGAAUUUCAAACUUUCACAUCAUAAAUGAUAACGUUGAGGUAUUGUGGCCCCAUCACGGCCCUCUGAGGAAAACCAUAACUACAAUGUGGCCCGUGACUAAAAUGAGUUUGACACACCAGGUCUAAUAAUAAUAGCUUUAGGAUAAACGCCUUGGAAAAUGGAUGGAUGGAUUUUUACAUCCCCUUUCAAAUUGUCUCACAAACAUUUUGAUAUACCGUAAUUCCCGGCCUAGAGAGCGCACUUGGUUACAAGCCUCACCGAGUACAUUUGUAAAGUAAAUACCAUUUGGUACAUACAUAUGCCGCAAUUGUGUAAAAGCCGAAAGUGCCCACAUUGAAACCCACAUUAAAACACGAGAUACUUACAAAGAAACAUUGUACACAGAAAGAGUUUAACGCGAGCACGGCACUAACGCUAGUGCUGCUAAAGCUAGCGCUGACGGUUAAAAUAAAACUUACUGGUAAAUAUCACUGAGACACGCCAGUACACAGCUGUAACACGCUAGCACAGCGCUAACGCUAGCGCAGCGCUCACAGGGCCGGUAAAAGUCACUUGCUCGGCACAUAUAUUCCACCGGUCUCACUCUUACCUUUUCCCCUUGAGUGCCCCCUUGCGGCCGUUACAAAAAUAUGCACAAAAUAUCCACAUAAACCGCAGCGUUGAAAGCGUGUGAAAAAAGUCAUGGCUUGUAGGCCGGAAAUGACAGUAAUCAAAAAUAAGUAAUUACAAAAAUAAUCAAUGACUACUAAAAGAAAAGAAAAGUUUUUUUUUGUUUCUCACGUACGAAUGCUUUGUCGUACCUCACUGUCAAACAAGAACAAAUGUUUGGGAAGCUGUGAAGUCGAUUAGAUCGUGUGUAUCGUGAUUUUGUGCAUUUCACUUCUAUUCAAGGUACGCAGCGUGUGCUGAGUUUUGAGCCGCGAUGCGUAAGUCAGUCACUUAUGGCACAUAACCCAGCAUUUAAGAGAAUUGAAAUGAGGACUCUGUUGUGUAGAUGCUUUACUGUCAGUGUUGCCGCUUGUUUGUAGCGCCUAAUAAACAAUCGCGUACGUCCACAUUGAUGAAAUCACCAGUAAUAAUAAUUGUGCCUGUUCAUUCUUUUCUCUUCGUUUGUGGUUUGUAUGUGUGUGAGAGUCAUUCAGGUCAUUCUGAAAACAUGCAGUAAAUUUCCAGUCUACUCGGUGAGCUGAGACCAAAAAAAAUAGAAAAAUAAAAAUGGGUCACCCCAUGACUUCCUGUGUCGCAGUGGAAAGUGGGCCUGAGAAAUGGGCUGAAGAAGACGUACGCACGCAUGAGCGUCGACUUCGAGCGUUGACAUGUCUUUUCAGGUGGUCCCUGGGGCUAUAAGAGCAUGUGGAUUUGAGCGCGGUUUGACAUUUUGCUGUUGCCACAGUUAGCAAACAUCGGGUCACUUCACACAGAACAUGCGACGGUGGUAAUAAAGGGCCAUUGAAGACAUGAAUAUUACAUUGUUAUAGCCGUAUCAUUGUUAUUCGUGAGUCCUCAUUCAUGUGACUUCUGUAGCGUCUUUUAUCAAUAUAGCACUUAAACGCAACCUCGGUUGAAAAAGUGCUAUGCAUCAAUACAAAUGCAAUAUAAAACAUAACACAAUUUAACUUGGCAUAAUUUGGAAACAAUAAACAAACACAUAAAUAAGACACCUA